UCAGGUGAGGUAGGCACUCCGGUGGCAUGUUAUAGGCCCCAAGAACAUCUUUACUGGUACCAAAUGUACCUAUGCUACGAACUGUUGUCAGGUCUCGCUGUAUUACAUUGCGCGCGAAUUCGUUGUUGCGAUGGUGUCAUGUCUACCGUCAGUUCGGUUUUGUGUGUGUGCAAAUUGUGCCAUGGAUAAAACGGUGGACUUCCAAAGGAGCAUUAAACGGUCAAACUGAAUUGGGGACAUUCGUUUUGAUUCAGAAAUUGCACGUUAGGAUGGCUCACAAGAGAGCUCCGUCGGAAGGAGAACCCCCUCAUAAACGAGUCAGUCGUCAGCAGGAAGACGCAGAGCAAGAGAACAAUGUCAGACCGAACUAUCAUCACUCUCAACAGAGCACGGCUGAGGAGGGAGAAGCAGGCAUCGUGGAGAGCAUCACCCUCAAGAACUUCAUGUGUCACACUCUCUUGGGCCCAUUCACCUUCGGCUCCAAUGUCAACUUUGUCGUUGGCAACAAUGGAAGUGGGAAGAGUGCUGUCCUCACGGCGUUGAUCGUAGCCCUUGGCGGGACUGCCCAGGCCACCAACAGAGGCGCUUCUCUCAAGGGUUUUGUUAAGGAAGGAGAGAGUUCUGCCGAGGUGUCGGUCACUCUGCGGAACACAGGCCGAGACGCCUACAAGCUGGAGGAUUACGGGCAAGCCGUCAUCAUAGACCUGAAACUCACACGAGAUGGAAUGAGGACCUUCAAACUGAAGAGCAAAUCGGGCCAAAUAGUGUCGACCAAAAAAGAAGACCUCAUGUCAAUUCUGGACAAUUUUAAUAUUCAGGUCAAUAACCCUGUGUCCAUCCUCACUCAAGAGAUGAGCAAACACUUCCUACACUCUAAAAGCGAGGGGGACAAGUACAAGUUUUUCAUGAAGGCAACUCAGCUGGAGCAGAUGAAAUUAGACUUUAUAUCCAUUAAAACAGCCAAGCAGUAUACUGAGGAAAAAGUGUCGCAGAAUGGGGAGUGUCUGCGGGAUCUGAAGAAGACAUACCUGGAGAAGGAGGACAACUACAAGAGCUUGUCUUCGCUGGACGACAUGCAGGCCAAGCUUGAGGAGCUGCAGAAGCAGAUGGCCUGGUGCCUGGUGGCUGAGAUGGAGGCAGAGCUGCUGCCCGUGCGGCAGAAGCUGAAGUCAGACCAGCUCUCCACACAGAAAUUCGAUGACAAAGUUGAAGAAUGGAAGAACAAGGUCACUGAGGGGGAGCGGAAAUACAAGCAGAUUCACGACCAGCUGAACGGCCUAACAGAGCGCGUCCAGGAGCUGCAGCCCCAGUCCACUCAGCUGAAGGCGGUGGCCCAGAGACAGGACAGCCUGCUCAAGGCUGGAGAGGUGACCUUUCAUCUAUGCAAGAAAAGCUUGAAGAUCCUGGAGUCGGACAGGGGCCAGCUGUGCUCACGGAUCAAGGAGCUCAAGCUCAGCAUCAGUCAGGCCACCGGAGCAGAGAGCCAGCUGAAGGACCGACGCAUGCAGGAGCUGCAGGCGGAGCUGCAGGAUCUCAGCCAUCAGGACUCCACCCUGGGCCAGCAGAUCGAACAGUACCAGCAGGCCACCCACCGGGCCAAGGAGGAGCUCGGAAAGCUCAGGAACGAGCAGAGCGGCCUCCAGAAGUCCAUCGACGCCAACAGCAGGAACCUGCUGACGCUGAAAGCCAGCAGCUCCAACCGGCUGAGGCGCUUUGGCGAGCACAUGCCCGGGCUGCUCAAAGCCAUCCAGGAUGCCCACCGGGCCGGCCAGCUAAAAGAGAGGCCCCGGGGCCCCCUGGGAUACUGCAUUAGCCUGAAGGACCCCCAGAUGGCCCUGGCGGUGGAGGUCUGCCUGAAGGGUCAGCUGCAGGCCUUCGCCUGCGACAACCACAAGGACGAGAACGUGCUGCAGGGCUUGAUGGCUCGGGUCUUCCCCUCCGGCCAGCGGCCCGGCAUCAUCACCAGCCGUUUCCUGGAUCGUGUCCAUGACACCAGCAGGAGGGGUGUAGACCACCCUACCUAUCCAUCAGUACUACAGUCUCUAGAGGUCGAGGAUCCUGUUGUGGCAAACUGCCUUAUUGACCAGAGGGGAAUCGAGAGGAUAUUGUUGAUCAAGAAUGCCGCUGAGGCUCGUGCAGUGAUGGCCAAACCCCCGAGGAACUGCACUCAAGCCUUCUCCGUGGAGGGAGACCAGAUCUUUGAAAACCGGUCGUGGUCGGCUGAACAAUCUAGACCCAACUUCCUCUUCGGGGAUGUGGAGGAGGAGAUCAGACACCUGCAGCGGGAGAUGGAGAACCAGACGGCGCAGGUGGGGUGCUACCAGCAGAGGAAGCAGAAGGUGGAGGAGGACAUCGGGAAGAACGAGGACCUGCUGAAGAAAGCCCACGUGGAGCAGAAGAAAACCCAGGGGAAGGAAAGGAAGCUGCAGCUGGAGCUGACCGAGCUUCAGAAUAUGGAGGAGCUGCAGUCAGAGGACCUCCAGCCCCUGGAGGAGGAUCUGGAGGAGGUCGUCGGUAAGAUCGCCUCCCAGCAGGCCCAGUGUGAGGAGGCGCGGGCCCAAAUGGCCCAGCUCAAGGCCAACUUUGAGGAGGCGGAGCAGCAGGACAGGAAGCUCAAGGAUCAGAUCAGUGCCAUGGCGGAGGAGGCCGACUCCAUGAAGGAGGACCUGACUAAUAGCGACCAGGAGGUGAUGAAAUGCAAGCACCACAGUAAGCACUAUGAGGAGAAGCGCAAGACCCACUUGGACAACAUCCUGGCCCUCCAGGCCAGCCUGGAGGGCCAGGAGUAUGAGCUGGCGGCGUCAGUUACCAAGGCAACAGAGAUCUGUCCAGAGCGCCUUGAGGUACGCCGGACUGCCAGGAAUCUGGACAACGAGAUCAACCUUGUCAAGACUAAAAUCACUACCCAGCAAGCCCAGCAGGGCAACCGGGAAGAGAUUGUUAAGCAGUACAAGGAGGCCUAUGAGAAGUAUAAGGACACGGCCCAGCAGAUGAAGUGCCUUAAGAGCUUCAUCAGGACCCUCAACCAGAUCAUCACAGACCGCCUGAAGGCCUACAACUCCCUGAGGAGUAUGCUGUCUGCUCGCUGUAAAUACUACUUUGACAGUCUGCUGUUCCAGAGAGGCUACACAGGCAGCAUGACCUUUAAUCACAACGACGAGACCCUCUUCAUCUCCGUGCAGCCGGGGGAGGGAGACAAGGCGGAGCUGAGUGACAUGCGGUCGCUGUCCGGCGGGGAGCGCUCCUUCUCCACCGUGUGCUUCGUGCUCUCCCUCUGGGCCAUCACCGAGGCCCCAUUCCGCUGCCUGGAUGAGUUUGAUGUCUACAUGGAUAUGGUGAACCGCAGGAUUUCCAUGGACAUGAUGCUGAAGAUAGCGGACAGCCAGCGCUACAGGCAGUUCGUCUUCCUCACCCCACAGAGCAUGAGCUCGCUUCCUGAGAGUAAAUUCAUCCGUAUCCUGCGGAUGAAGGACCCGGAGCGAGGCUCCCAGGACCAGGCGUCCAGCCGGGAAGACCCAGCCUGAGGAAGAGGCCCAUGGGGGCGAUCACUUUGAUGUUGAGCACUGUUAAAUGUUCCUCAGUUUGUCGUUACAAGUUGCUUUAGAUUUGAAAGUUGUGUAUUCUGUUUUGCAUGUUAAAAGUUAGCAGGAAAGUUAAAUUUACAAUUGCAAAAUAUGGCCCCUCACUCUUAUUGUUCUGCAUUGUUUUUGUUCUGAUUUUAACAUCCUACCAGAGAUGAUAAUAAAUGUCCAUGAAUACACAAUGA
Gadus morhua (Atlantic cod) is the source of this 3766-nucleotide messenger RNA. It is a transcript of the gene smc6, whose product is annotated as Structural maintenance of chromosomes protein 6-like. Gene Ontology annotation, cellular component: nucleus; Smc5-Smc6 complex; site of double-strand break. NCBI's taxonomy places the organism in Eukaryota, Metazoa, Chordata, Actinopteri, Gadiformes, Gadidae. The transcript has 27 exons. Gene Ontology annotation, molecular function: single-stranded DNA binding; damaged DNA binding. Bases 72 to 3524 code for a protein of 1150 amino acids. The record is from RefSeq and is a predicted model, not a curated record. Gene Ontology annotation, biological process: double-strand break repair via homologous recombination.